CGUGGACUUUCAUGGGAAGAAGUUGCUCCAGAACGCAUUACCACCGGAGAAGAUAUUAUUAUCUUAGUACAACCAAAUUAUUCUAAACAUAUAAAAUCAUCAAAUAAUCGUUGGUUUGUUGAAUGUUUCAAGCAACUACUCUGCGUUGUUUAGUGUUCAAAAACUUUAGGAACGUAUUGUUUUGUAACCUUUCAACCUGCCACCAAUCGAGGGAAGCUGACUUCUAAAAUUUCGGAAGACUCGAGCCUGACGACCCUUUUAGAAUCUGAGUUUUUGGGUGGUGUGCGUGAAAUUUAUGGCAGGUGAAGGCGGUACAGGGGGUGCGUCGAGGCAGCUUGAUCAGACACCAACAUGGGCAGUUGCUGGUGUAUGUGCAGUCAUUAUACUCAUCUCUAUUGCCUUGGAAAAGAGUCUUCACAAAGUUGGAACGUGGUUAACAGAGAGGCAUAAGAAAGCUCUUUAUGAGGCUUUGGAGAAGGUCAAAGCUGAGUUGAUGAUACUUGGUUUCAUCUCGUUGAUCCUCGUCUUCAGUCAGUAUUACAUUGCUGGAUUCUGCAUACCUUAUCAUGUUGCUGAUACUAUGUUGCCUUGUCCUCUGAACAACAAAAAUGAUAAGGAAGCACCUCACCGUAGACUUUUAUGGUACGAGCGUAGAGUAUUAGCAGGAGGUACAGAGCCUAAGUGCAAGGAGGGUCACACAGCGCUUAUAUCAGUCAACGGGCUGCAUCAGAUACACAUUCUUAUAUUCUUUUUAGCAGUACUUCAUGUGAUUUAUAGUGCUGUUACUAUGGCACUUGGAAGACUGAAGAUUCGAGGCUGGAAACAAUGGGAGCAGGAGACCUCAUCACAUGAUUAUGAGUUUUCAAAUGAUCCUUCAAGAUUCAGGCUUACUCAUGAGACAUCUUUUGUGAAAUCGCACACGAGUUUUUGGACUAGUAUUCCCAUCUUCUUUUAUAUUGGAUGCUUUUUUCGACAAUUUUUUAGGUCCGUCAACAAAUCCGAUUACUUAACCCUUCGCAAUGGGUUCAUUGCUGUUCACUUAGCACCUGGAAGUAAAUUUAACUUCCAGAAAUAUAUCAAAAGGUCACUAGAAGAUGACUUCAAAACAGUUGUGGGAGUCAGUCCAGUGUUAUGGGGAUCAUUUGUGGUGUUCUUGCUAUUAAAUGUUAGUGGGUGGCAGGCAUUGUUUUGGGCAUCCUUAAUUCCUCUAUUUAUUAUCUUAGCCGUUGGCACGAAACUUCAAGCCAUUUUGACACGAAUGGCUCUUGAAAUAACAGAAAGACAUGCAGUGGUACAAGGUAUUCCUCUUGUACAAGGAUCAGAUAAAUAUUUUUGGUUUGGUCGGCCUCAGUUGGUUCUUCACCUUAUCCACUUCGCAUUGUUUCAGAAUGCCUUCCAGAUUACAUACUUUUUAUGGAUAUGGUAUGAAUUUGGGCUAAAAUCUUGCUUUCAUGACAAUUUCAAGCUCGUAAUUGCAAAAAUCGCGUUAGGGAUGGGAGUCCUAUUUUUAUGCAGCUACAUUACACUUCCUCUUUAUGCCGUUAUAGCUCAGAUGGGUUCACAUAUGAAGAAAUCUAUAUUUGAUGAACAAACAUCCAAGGCCCUGAAGAAGUGGCAUAUGGCUGUGAAGAAAAGGCAAGAAGGGAAAGGAGGAAGGUCUCCUAGAAUGCUGGGAAGUGGAAGUCCAACUUCUUCAAUGGGUUCACCUGGACCUACACUUCAUCGUUUCGAAACUACGGGACACUCGACACGUUUCUCGAGAUACGAGGAACACGGUGAAUCAUCGGACCUUGAGGCCGACCAAUCGGUGCAAACGGAAAAAACUUCCAGCUUAAUUGUGAGAGUUGAACAUGAUGGUGCAGAAAAUCACAGGAGUAUACCCCAUAAUGGAGAAGAAAGUAAUAAUGAAGAUUUCUCAUUUGACAAGCCUGCCCCACUUCAUUGAGUUUUGCUAAUUUUGUCAGCAGUUUACUAUUUUCUCCUCUUUUUUCUGUGUAUUCAUUGGUAGGAAUUGCAAUUUGAAAGGAGCAUGUUAGAAUAUAGUUCAACUCUUACAUAUUUCACAAGAUUACUUCUACUGAAGUCUCAAAUUCAGAUUUGUCUCCAACAUUGUGGACAGUUAAUAUAUAGUUAAUGAAUCUUUCCGUUAUAAUA
Olea europaea var. sylvestris is the source of this 2154-nucleotide messenger RNA. RefSeq names its product MLO-like protein 10. The transcript is spliced from 15 exons. Gene Ontology annotation, cellular component: membrane. NCBI's taxonomy places the organism in Eukaryota, Viridiplantae, Streptophyta, Magnoliopsida, Lamiales, Oleaceae. The record is from RefSeq and is a predicted model, not a curated record. The coding region runs from base 296 to 1945 and encodes 549 amino acids. Gene Ontology annotation, biological process: defense response.